Messenger RNA from Rattus norvegicus (Norway rat), 2672 nucleotides. Lineage: Eukaryota; Metazoa; Chordata; Mammalia; Rodentia; Muridae. The record is from RefSeq and is a predicted model, not a curated record.
GUCCGGCGUCCAGUUCCGGACCACACCUCCGCCAUCUCUCGGAGCUGCUAUUGGUCAAAAGUGCGUAGUGAGCGGUACCUUUUCACGUUCAUUGGUCAGUUGUUAGCAAUAAUGCAAAACCACAUGCUCCCAUUGGAUAAUGAUGAUUCAGAGUGGGCGAAGCCUCUGGGAGACAGUUGUGCUGGCUUUCAGGAGCUCAGCUCAGGACCCUGUGGGAGAAGGGUCACCUACGGAUAUUUGGAAGAAUAAAGAAUUCUUGUCCCAUAGAGCGAUGACCACGCCUGCGGGCUCCGGUAACGGCUUCGGUACUGUGUCCUGGUGGGGCCUCUCCCCAGCGCUGGACCUACAAGCUGAAAGUCCUCCUGUAGACCCAGAUUCACAGUCAAAAACAGAGCACAAGAUCCCAGAGCUGGAUGCCCUGCUAUUAGGUUCUGUGGAUGGGAGACACAUGCUGCGGACGCUGGCCAGGGCGAUGCUCUGGCCUCUCAGGAGGUUCAAUUUUUAUGUGCUGGAGAAUAAUCUGGAAGCUGUGGCCCGACACAUGCUGAUCUUCAGUCUAGCCCUAGAGGAGCCUGAGAAGAUGGGACUCCAAGGUCCUGAAUUGGUGCAGUUUGCCAAGUCUCCCUCCAUGUUUCAUCCUUCCUACCUCUCUCCAGAGCGGAGUGAGACCUUCCUGGAGCUGUGGGGGAACGCGCUGCUGCGACCCUCCGUUGCUGCCUUCCUGCGCGCCCAGGCUAGUCACCUGUCUAAUCUGGUUCCGGAGCCUGAUCGCCUGGAGGAGUUACUACCCUGGCUUAGCCUUCGGCCGCUCAAGUUCCGGGAGCGGGAUGCCCUGGAGGCUGUGUUCCGCUUCUGGUCAGGUGGGGAGAAGGGACCGGAAGUCUUCCCCAUGAGUCGCCUUUGGGACUCGAGGUUGCGCCACUACCUGGGUUCCCGCUACGAUGCCCGGCGUGGUGUUGCCGACUGGGACUUGCGUAUGAAGCUGCAUGAUCGAGGGGCUCAAGUCAUCCAUUUCCAUGAAUUCCGACGCUGGCGGGACACUGGUGUUGCCUUCGAACUCAGAGACUUGAGUGCUUACCACGUGCCCAACAGGACCAUGGCUUCCGGUCGCCUCCUGAGCCACCGUGGGGAACGCGUGGCUGCGCGCGGAUACUGGGGGGACAUCGCCACGGGGCCCUUUGUGGCUUUUGGCAUUGAGGCGGACGACAAGAGUCUCUUACGGACGAGUAACGGACAACCGGUCAAGACCGCGAGCGAGAUCACGCAGCAUAAUGUUACAGAGCUGUUCCGAGACGUGGCCGCCUGGAGGGGCCCGAGAGCCAUUAAGGGGAACGUGGAGGAGACAAAGUCGCCAGAGCCAGAUGCACCUGCUCAAGAACCCUUCACUAUCCACUUUCUGCCUCUGGACUCUUCGCAGACUCUCCAUCAUAAGACUUGCUACCGGGGCCGGUUCCAGCUCCUGUAUGUCUCCUGUGGGAUGAUCCAUCUUCUCAGCCCUGAGCUCGGGGCUUGCGUGGCCCCUGGAGGGAACCUGGUUGUGGAAUUAGCUCGGUACUUGGUGGACCUGCGGCCCAAGGAGUUGAAAGCAUUCUCUGACCGUGUUGUGGAGAUAGCGCAGGCGGCUGGGUUCGCCCCUCAUACUGGAACCAAACCCUCCGAGACCUUUGCACGCUUCUACAAGUUAGGGGACUCUACUCGGGGUGGCGGAGACUCAGCUGUGGAAUCUGGACCCGUGCCCUCUAAAGUUCUGGCUCCUACUCCAGAAUCGAUAAACCCACCCCAGGCUGACCAGGCCCCAUCUCUAGAGGUGAUGAGCCCUCCAAAGGUUGACCAGACUCCGCCUCUAGAGGCUAUGAGCCCACCCGAGGCUGACCAGGCCCCUCCUCUAGAAGCAAUUAGCCCAUCCCAGACUGACUCAGCCCCUCCUCUAGAGGCAAUGAACCCACCUCAGACUGACCAGACCCCAUCUCUAGAAUUGAUGAGCCCACCCCAGACUGACCAGACCCUGCCUCUAGAGGAAAUGAGCCCACCCCAGGCUGGCCAGUCCCCAUCUCUAGAAUUGAUGAGCCCAACCCGGGCUGACCAGACCCCUUCUCUAGAAGCAAUUAGCUUAUCCCAGGCUGACCAGGCCACAUCUCUAGAGGCGAUGAGCCCACCCAGAGCUGACCAGAUUCCACCUCUAGAGGCGAUGAGCCCACUUCAGGCUGAGGUAGUCCUGCCUCUAGAAGCAAUCAGUCCUCCCCAAGCAGACCUGGCCCCUCCUCCGGAAGUGAUAAGUCCAGUCCAGGAAGCUUUGGCAAUGUCCUCGGCGAUUGCACCUCUAAAACAUGUAACAUGAACCGCGGGGACCAAGAAUCCUACCUUUAACUGCUGAAGCAGGCUCCAGGACUGACACCAGCUCAGCCCACUGUUUUACUCUGCGUUCCUUCUCAACCCCAGUGAUAUAACUAGAAUUUCAAAUUCCUUUCCUUGAACUCUCAGUUCUAGUCUUUUUUGGGGUGUGUGUGUCUUAGAUCAUAAUCUAAGAUUUAUCCUGACAAGAAUCCCAGGCCAGAGGUACAACCCUGGGCUCCACAUCCUCUUUUGCCUUGGGCCUUUCUUGACAUGCUACUGUUGGAGGGACAAGGACAUAUCCUCCCUUGGAUGCGGUUCAAAUAAAGAGCGCAGGGUCA